This is a messenger RNA of Chanos chanos (milkfish), 4785 nucleotides long. Its product is annotated as NACHT, LRR and PYD domains-containing protein 12-like. The coding region runs from base 1 to 4785 and encodes 1594 amino acids. Gene Ontology annotation, molecular function: methyltransferase activity; protein binding; 2-oxoglutarate-dependent dioxygenase activity. Lineage: Eukaryota; Metazoa; Chordata; Actinopteri; Gonorynchiformes; Chanidae. The transcript is spliced from 19 exons. The record is from RefSeq and is a predicted model, not a curated record.
AUGGUAAACAGUGUUCGCCAGGAGAGAUCAGACUCACCUGUAUCCAGCUGUGUGUCCAUGGACAGUGAUGACUCUAAAGACUUGCUGCCACCUGCCUUCAGAGGGGGAAAUACUCCUGAUGGAGAAAGCAUUCAAAAAGAUGGAGCACAGUCGAAGAUUCAGUCUGUCCAGAAUCAACUGCAAGACUUGGUCUCCAUAUUUGAGCUCCUCGAAAGCAAAAUCACCGCCUUUGUGAAGAAUGAACUGAAAAGACUGAAGAAGCUUCUAUCUGAGGAAAUGUCAGAAUGUUUUGGGGGUCUGAAGGAGGAUGAGACCAGUGCCAGAGAGGGAGUUCUGAAGAUCACACUGCACUUCCUGAGGAACAUGAACCACAAUGACCUCGCUGACACACUGGAGAAAAAUGACCAGGUUGUAAAUCUUCAUAGUGAAUUAAAAUCAACUCUGAAGAGGAAGUAUCAGUGUUUGUUUGAAGGAACAGCAAGGCAAGGAAACCCCACCCUCCUCAAUAAGAUCUACACAGAGCUCUACAUCACAGAGGGUGGAAGUGGAGAGGUCAAUAAUGAACAUGAGGUCAGACAGAUUGAGACAGCAUCCAGGAAACCAGCAACAGCAGAGACACCAAUACAAUGCAAUGACAUUUUUAAACCCUUACCUGGACAAGACAAACCCAUCAGAACCGUGCUGACAAAGGGAGUCGCUGGCAUUGGAAAAACCGUCACUGUGCAGAAGUUUGUUCUGGACUGGGCUGAGGGAAAAGCCAAUCAAGAUAUCAAGUUUAUAUUCCCUAUUCCUUUUAGGGAGCUGAAUUUGAAGAAGGGGAAACACAGUUUCAUGGAUAUUCUACAUCAGUUUUUCCCAGAGACAGAGGGACUCACACUUACCAACAAUGACAAAUAUAAAGUCAUGUUUAUCUUGGACGGUCUGGAUGAAUGUCGAUUUCAUCUGGACUUCCAGAAAAAUGAGAUGUUACAUAAAACAAAAGAGCCAGACUCAGUGAAUGUUCUGCUGACAAACCUCAUCAAGGGAAAUCUACUUCCUUCUGCUCUACUCUGGAUAACGUCACGACCAGGAGCGACCAAUCAAAUUCCUCCUGAGUGUGUUGACCAGGUGACAGAGGUACGAGGGUUUAAUGACCCACAGAAGGAGGAAUACUUCAGGAAGAGAAUCAGCAAUCAGAGCCUGUCAAGCAGAGUCAUCAAACACAUCAAGUCAUCAAGGAGCCUCUACAUCAUGUGUCACAUACCAGUCUUCUGUUGGAUUUCAGCCACUGUUCUGGAGAGAAUGUUGAGUGAAACAGAGAGUAGAGAGAUCCCAAAGACUCUGACUCAAAUGUACACACACUUCCUGAUCUUUCAGACCAAACAGAGGAAUCAGAAGUAUGAUGACCAUUAUGAGAUGGAUCCACACUGGAAUAAAAAGAGCAUUCUGUCACUGGGAAAACUGGCUUUUCAACAGCUGGAAAAAGGUAAUCUGAUCUUCUAUAAGGAAGACCUAGAGUAUGGCAUUGAUGUCAGAGAGGCAUUAGUGUACUCAGGAGUGUGCACCCAGAUCUUUAAAGAGGAGUCUGGGCUGUUUUAUGGGACCGUGUACAGCUUUGUUCAUCUGAGCAUUCAAGAGUUUCUGGCCGCUUUAUAUGCAUACAUGUCUCUCAGCAACAACAACAUCAAUGUUCUAGUCCAAGGGGAAGCCACGCUGGAUGAAUCAAAUAAAACAGUGACUGGUUUGCUCAAGUGUGCAGUGGACAAGGCCUUGAAAAGUGAGAACGGACAUCUAGACCUGUUUCUUCGCUUCCUUCUGGGUCUUUCAUUGGAAACCAAUCAGACUCUCUUACGAGGUCUACUGACACAGACAGGAAGUGGUGCACAGAGGAAAGAGGAAACAGUCAAGUACAUUAAGAGCAAAUUUGGGGAGAAUCCAUGUCCAGAGAGAUCCAUCAAUCUGUUCCACUGUCUGAAUGAACUGAAUGACCAUUCUCUAGUGGAGGAGAUCCAAAGCUACCUGAGCUCAGGAAAUCUCUCCAGAGAUAAACUCUCUCCUGCUCAGUGGUCAGCUCUGGUCUUUGUGUUACUGACAUCAGAGGAGGAGCUGAAUGUGUUUGACCUGAAGAAGUUCAUCAAAUCAGAUAACUGUCUUCUGAAGCUGCUGCCAGUGGUCAAAACCUCCAGAACAGCACUGCUCGAAAGCUGUGACUUAACAAAGAGAAGCUGUUCAGCUUUAGUCAAAGUUCUCCGCUCAAACUCUUCCAGUCUGAGAGAACUGGACCUGAGUAACAAUGAUUUGCAGGACUCAGGAGUGAAGCUGCUCUCUACUGGUUUCAGUAACCCAGACUGUAAACUGGAGAUACUGAGACUUGCAGACUGUGGUAUAACAGAGGAAGGAUAUGCUGCUCUCGCUUCAGCUCUGAGAUCAAACCCCUCACACCUGACAGAACUGGACCUCAGAGGGAAUGACCCUGGAGACUCAGGAGUGAAGCUGCUCUGUGAUUUACUAGAGGAUCCAGACUGUAAACUGGAGACACUGAGGCUGUUGAAAGAUCCUCUGGCAGAGGAGGCCUGUGUUGCUCUGACCUCAGCUCUAGGUAAAAACCCCUUACUGCUGAGAGAGCUGAAUCUGAGUGAGGAUAAACAAUACAAGUUAGGAGUGGAGCAGCUCACUGCUCUACUGAAAGAUCCACACUGCAGACUAGAGAAACUGGAGCUGAAUAAUUGUAACCUAACAGAGAAGAGCUGUUCAGCUCUAGUCACAGUUCUCAGCUUAAACUCUUCCAGUCUGAGAGAACUGGACCUGAGUAACAAUGAUCUGCAGGACUCAGGAGUGAAGCUGCUCUCUGCUGGUUUGGAGAACCCACACUGUAAACUGGAGACACUGAGAAUUUCAGGCUGUAAUUCAACAGAGGAAGGAAAUGCUGCUCUGGCUUUAGCUCUGAGAUCAAACCCCUCACACCUAAGAGAGCUGGAUCUGAGUAAGAAUAAACUAGGAAAUUCAGGCGUGAAGCUGCUCUCUGCUCUACUAGAGAAACCACAAUGUGCAGUGGAGAAACUGGAACUGUGUAAGUGCAGUAUAACAGAACAAGGCUGCAGGGCUCUGGCUUUAGCUCUGAGGUCAAACCCCUCACACCUGAGAGAGCUGAAUCUGAGUGAUAACAAACUAGGAGACUCAGGAGUGAAGCAGCUCUCUGCUCUACUGGAGAAUCCCCAUUUUAGAGUGGCGAAACUAAGUCUUUCAGACUGCAGUAUAACAGAGCAAGGCUGUAUUGCUCUGGCUUCAGCUCUGAGAUCCAACCCCUCACACCUGAGAGACCUGGAUCUCAGAGGGAAUGAACCAGGAGAAACAGGAGUGAAAUUACUCUCAGCUUUACUGGAGAAUCCACAUUGUAAAUUGAAGAAACUGGGUCUGUGUAAGUGCAGCAUAAAGCAGGAAAGUUGCGCUGCUCUGGCUUCAGCUCUGAGGUCAAAUCCCUCAUACCUGAGAGCACUGAAUCUUAGUGAGAAUAAACUAGGAGACUCAGGAGUGAAGCUUCUCUCUGCUUUACUUGAGGAUACACAUUGUAAACUGGAGAAGCUGAAUCUGUUUCAGUGCAGCAUAACACAGGAGGGGUUUGCUGCUCUGGCUUCAGCAUUGAAUUCAAAUGCCUCACACCUGAUAGAACUGAACCUGGGUGAGAAUAAACCUGGACACUCUGGGGUGAAGCUGAUCUGUGCUGUGCUCAAGGAUCAUUACUGUAAAUUGGAGAAACUGGAACUUGCAGACUGUAGUAUAACAGAGGAAGGAUAUGCUGCUCUGGCUUCAGCUCUGAGAUCAAACCCCUCACACCUGAGAGAACUGGACCUCAGAGGGAAUGAUCCUGGAGACUCAGGCGUGAAGCUGCUCUCAGAUUUACUGGAGGAUCCACACUGCAAACUGGACUCACUGAGAAGCGUCGCCGCCGGAGGAGAAGGGGGAAAAGAGCCGGAGUCCUGGAGACUGCAGGGAGAGGGACACACCAUCCACAUCGGGGGUACAGCAGUGGAGAGGGUCAGCAGCUUCAGAUUCCUGGGGAUUAACAUCAGCGAGGAUCUAAGCUGGUCACACCACACAGGAGUGGUCGUCAAAGCACCAAGACAGCGGCUCUUCUUCCUCCGACGACUGAGAAGGUUCAGGAUGGACCCCAGGAUACUCACCAACUUCUACAGGUGCACCAUAGAGAGUAUCCUGACUGGCAGCAUCACGGCCUGGUAUGGCAGCUGCACCGCUCACGACUGCAAAGCUCUGCAGAGGGUGGAUCAACGACCCAAAGCCUUGAUGUUGAUUGAUUCUGGAGCCGAGGAGAACUUCAUUGACUCCUGCAUGGCUGCUCAGUGGGGGUUGCCCACUUCUUCGCUUGAGUUGCCAUUGGUGGCCCAUGCAUUGAAUGGGCAGAGAUUGGCCAACGUCACCCAUAUCAGCACUCCGCAAAUCCACGUCACGUCCUUUCCCCCACAUCACCCUUUUGGCUGCACCAUAGAUCUUCUGCCCGGCACUUCUCCUCCUAGAGGGCACAUCUACUCUCUGACCCAGCCUGAAACGGAAGCCAGGAAUGAGUCCAUCCAAGAGUCCCUGUCUGCAGCAGAAGUAGCCUUCCAUGAUCUGAAACAGUGCUUUACCUCAGCGCCUAUCCUGAUCCAGCCUGACCCCAACCUUCAGUUCACCAUGGAGGUUGAUGCUUCCAAUGUUGGCGUCGGAGCAUUCCUCUCUCAGCGUUCCCCCAAGGUCUGUAAGAUCAAUCUAUGUGCCUUCUACUCCCACCGCCUCACUCCAAUGGAGUGA